AUGCUCUUUUGUUGAAAUAUUCCAAGAAGUCGGAGCUGUGGACGGCCCAGGAGACUGCUGUGUACCUGGGGGACUACCUGAGGGUGACGAAGAAGGGCAGACAGAGGAACGCCUUUUGGGUUCAUUAUCUCCAUCAAGAAGAAACGCUGGGGAGGUACGUUGGGAAGGAGUAUAAGGAGCCGAAGGCGCUGUGGCCGCACUUCGCCGACGUGGAGCGCCAGGCGACCGCCCAGCACUACGUCACGGAAUUCAACAAGCGACUUUAUGAGCAGCAGAUCCCAACCCAGAUCUUCUACGUCCCCUCCGCGGCGCUGCUGAUUUUAGAGGACAAGACGAUAAAAGGGUGUGUCAGCGUGGAGCCUUACAUACUGGGGGAGUUUGUGAAAUUAUCCAAUAACACGCAAGUGGCGAAGACCGAGUACAAAGCCACCGAAUACGGCUUGGCUUUCGGCCACUUUUCUUACGAGUUUUCCAACCACAGGGAUGUCGUGGUAGACUUACAAGGCUGGGUGACCGGCGACGGGAAGGGGCUGCUCUACCUGACGGACCCCCAGAUCCACUCGCUGGGCCGCAGAGAGGUCACCACCAACUUCGGGAGCCAGGGCAUCUCCUACUUCUUCAACCACCAGCACGCGCAGUGCAACGACAUCUGCCGGCGUCUCUCCCUGACAAGACCGCCAACGGAGACGCGGAACAACUCGUAGGCUUUCUGGGGGUGCGACAGCCUCGAGAGCC
This is a messenger RNA of Myotis lucifugus (little brown bat), 735 nucleotides long. RefSeq names its product alpha kinase 1 (gene ALPK1). Gene Ontology annotation, molecular function: ATP binding; protein serine/threonine kinase activity. NCBI's taxonomy places the organism in Eukaryota, Metazoa, Chordata, Mammalia, Chiroptera, Vespertilionidae. The annotation marks the transcript as partial. The transcript is spliced from 4 exons. Gene Ontology annotation, biological process: protein phosphorylation. The record is from RefSeq and is a predicted model, not a curated record.